AUGAAUUUUAGGAAAAGUCGAUUAAAGUAAUCCCCAUUUACUGCAUCCAAAUUCUCUUAAUCGUGUUUCCAACCAUUGCUUCCUAAUUAAAAGACUAAAACUAAAAAAUAAAGAUUAUAGGAUUCAAUUGAAGGUUUUGUUUAAAUUUAUGAGCAAUAUCUUAAAAUGCUUUUUGGAUAAGAAAUAACUUUUUAAGAUGAGAAACAAAUUAAUCCAAGGGUGUAAUUAUUCUAAUAAGAUGAAGAUGCUUAUGAAGAAUUUGAUUUACCAGAGACAGUAAUAAGGUAAAUUUUCAUCUUAUUUAAUUAUUUUCAGCCUCAUAAACCCAGACACAAUACCUGAUGACUUUGAAUAUCCUCUUAAAUAAGUAGAAUAUUUCGAACAAAUUGUCAAGUCUUUAAUAAUUGAUGAAAAGUCUAUACAUGACAAAUUGUUCCUAAAAGCUAUUGAAAAUGUUUUUGCUAAUUUAUCAGAUCGCAAAUUCUACUCUUUAUUUGAACUACGAACCAGAGGAGUAGAAACAUAACCAAAUUAGAAUAGAAAUACACUCAUUGGUUGUGGGACAGGUUAAUAAUUAUUUCAAAAAUCUCCAGAUCGAUCUCCCAGAUCUAUCAUUUUGGAUGAUAAUCAUAAUUAGGAAAAUAAGACAGAAGUUUUCCCAAUCUAUGAGAAGGCUGAUAGUGUCAAUAAGUUAGUGAGAAAAUUUCGAAAUUUUCUCAAAGAUCAUGCCAGCAGAAAUUAAGGAAGCUUAGCCAAUGUCAUUGAUUUAUUAUCGGUUGAUCUUUAAGGCUUGUUUUAUAUUUCUAAAAAGGCCUACAGUUAGGGUGAAUACCUAAAAACACAAGGACGAGUUUGGUAUAGAACGAAUAAUGAUACAUAAGAUCUUCUAACCUUAACAAGGAAUAUCCUUAUAGUUCAAUUUUCAAGAAAAGGAUACAAUGUUAAGCCGGUAUUGUCAAAGGAUGGUUCCAAAAUUUACCUUCUGCUGUAUAUUCCAGAAAAAUCCUUAGAAGUGGCAGCAGAAAAUUUUGGUUUGUAAAAAAAAUUAAGCUUUUGCUUCACUGAUUUACUUUCCUUGGAACCAGUGGAUAAUGAGUUUAGACCUCUGAGAUUAAGUGGCAGAUUAUGGAGACCUGAUGAAUAUAAUCUCUCACCAUAUUUGAAAUAUUUAAGACCAUUGAUUAUUGAUUAGAUUUAGAGAAUUAAUUUCAAGAAGUUAGCAAGAGAAGUAGGACAAAGUGGAUUAAAUACAGAAUUAUUUGAGUAUAAAAAAUCCGAAAUUUAUGGAGAUGAAUAAGGCCCUUCAGAUGAGGAGUGGACUGCUUUUUAUAAAUAUCUAGUACAUCUAAAUAAUAAUGUAUAAAUUCAGAGGCAGAAGUCUUAAAUAAACAACGAUAUUGCUUUAGUAAUAAAUGAACAAAAAACUGCUGAGUAAAUUUAUGCAAUUAGAAAUCAUUAAAAAUUUAAAUAAUUUAUUUAAUUUAACCCAGAAGAAUAAGAUAAAAUCCAAAAAAUCUAUGAUUAAAUAAGAGAACUUUCAUCUCAAUACCAAACUCUGCCAAUAUUUUCUAAGAUUCCAAAAAUUAAAAAAAUCAAGCUGCUUCUUUAGUAAUAGCUAGCUCACAAUUAUUUAAAUAUAUUUAAAGAAGCCUUAAAAGUAGCGAAUACCCCAAAAUAAUAUUUGAAAUCCAUAUGGGAUAGGAACAAUUAUUCUCCAUUUGAGCUUUUUAUUCCUUUCAAAAUUCAUUUUAACAAUUCAUCAUUAAAGCAAUAGGCAAAAUUUUAAAUAAAAUGGUGUAGAUAUAUUAAAAAUGAGAAAAAUUAAAUAACUUUGUUUCCUUCUCAUGAGCGAUUAAAACUAUCAUAGUAACUUAUAGCUUCCUCUUUAAAUUUGAAUACUUUGAUAAAUUUGAAGCUGGUUAACAAUUUAUUUUGUUUACAUGAUAAUUACGAAUUAUUCGGCCAUUGCAACAGUCUUUAAUAGGCUUUAAGCGAAGAUAAGGAUUGCUAUAAGAAAAAACCAUUUGAUCUUGCUGGAGAAUGGAUUUUCAAUUUUAAAAACCCUUGGAGUUUACCAAUUGAAUAAAUUUGUUCUUAUUUUGGAGAAAAAAUAGGUCUUUAUUUCGAGUUCUCAGCUUAUUAUAUUAAAUAUUAUGGAUUUUUAUCCCUUAUUGGGAUAAUCUAUACCAUAUUUACAUAUUUAUCAAAAUUUUAUGACUAAGAUAUAUUUAUAGGUAUUAUAUCUUCCUUUUCAGUUUUAUUAAUUCACUGGAGUUCAUUUGUAACUGAUUAUUGGAAUCAAAUGUAGUUAACAUUUAAUAUCAAAUAUGGAUAAAAUAAAAAUGCAAAAGAAAGUUUUAUCAGAACAGCUUUUAAAGGUAAGCACAUAAGAUCGAUUGGAAAUGAUCAAUUAAAUUCUUAGGAGGCUAUUCAUUCUGAGAUUAUUAAAAGAAUAAUUAUUUCGAUCUUUGUUUUGAUAUUUUUGAUUGGAUCAGACAUAGGAGUUAUUAUUGGGCUUUACUUUUUUAAUCUUUUUUUGAAAACUUUAUUAGAUCAAGCAGGCAAUGAAUUUUAAUGUUUGGAAGUAAUUAUUUCAGGAUCUUUGAAUUAUGGAAUUUAAUAUUUAAUAGAUUCUUAUUACGAAUAAAUAGCUACAAUUCUAACAGAUUUUGAAAAUUAUCAAACUUCUCUACAAUAUGAAACCAGCUAUAUCAUGAAAAAGUACACUUUGUAUUGGUUUUCUUAAUUGUUUCCAUUGAUGAUAGUGUGUUUUCUUCACAGUCCAUUAAACUUAUAUUGUGAAGAGGAGAAUUGCAAAUAAUAGGUUUAAUACUUGUUUGGAACAACUAUUUGUUGGAUAUUUUGUGCUUAAGUGAUGAAGUUUGUUAAAUUAUUCCUUUAAGAAAAGAAAAAUUAUAAAACUAACAAACAAUAAUCUUUAAAUCUAAGUUUAACCUAAUUCAUUGAAGAGCAAGAAUAAAAAAUUCCUUUUUAAAAUAGUUAAGAAAAAUACGGUAUUAUAAAUGAAUAUAUGGAAUUCUUUUUGCUUUUAGCGCUUAUUAAUUUAUUCGGAUGUUUGUUUCCAUUUAGCAUAACCCUGUUUUGGAUUUGGAUAAUUAUUUAAUUUCAAAUUUAAAAGUAUAGAUUAUUAUAUCAAAUUCAAAGACCGUGGCCUAAAGGAGAUGGUUCACUUGGUAUUUGGUAGGAAAUUAAUUAAUUAAUAAAUUUUGUUACCCUAUUAUGCAAUUCAGGAUUAAUUUGUAUUUACUAUUUUGGUAAAUUGCAAGAUAAAGUAGUAUUGCUGUUUGUACCUUUAUUAUUUUAUAAUUUUUUUGUGAAAUACAUGACCAUGUCUCUUUUUGGGGGCACUCCUACAAUUUUAGAAUAAAUAAUGCGAAGAUGCCAUUAUUUGUUUAAAAAUAAUGUGUAAAUUACAACUAGCUUAAGCAGAGCAUUAGAAGAAAAUAAUAAAAAUUAGUUACAACGCUGUCCAUUAUAUAAAAUUUUUGGAUCCAUUGGAACAUAGAGUUCAGAUAAUUUUGAAACUAUAAGCUCAGAUAAUGAAAUUACUGAUUAUUAAUUGAAAAACAGCGAAGCAAUUUCAAAAAAAAUUCUAAAAGAAGAGGAUGAACUUCAAUAAAAAUUAAAUGAGUUAACUUAAAAAAGUGAACCUCAAAAUCAACUUUAUACUCCUAAUAAUACUUAAAGAAAAAUACAAACAGAAGUUUCAGAAUAAAUAAGUAAGACAAUUUUCUCUAGCUAUAAGGAGAAUAUAAAAAGACAAGAAACAUAUAUCAAAAAAAAAUAAUAAUUUAAAAUUAAAGAAUUAAUCAAGAAAAUAAAUUAAGUGGAAUAAUUAGAUUAUGGAUUUUUUUUAAAUUAUUUCUCUAAAAGAACAACAAAUUAUGCAUUUUUAAUAUAGUAUAGCAAUGUUUCAGAAAAGCAAUUAAAAAAAGAUAGAACUAGAAUUUGGAGAUUUUUUUUUCGUUUGACCUUAUUAUCCUCAUACAAGUUAAUUUGGAGUGAUUAUAGGUUUUUUAUUUGCUAAUCUUACAUUCAAAGAAGAAAAAAAAUGUUGUAAAAUUUAGAUUAUAAAAGAUUUAAAAUAUUAAGCUAAAGUUUUAAUUGUUAACUUGAAUUUUAUAAAAAUAAAGCAACUUUGAAGUUUAGAAGACAAUUUAAAUAGUUUGGCAAGUCUUUAACCCCAGAAGAAGAAAAAGAAUAUGAAGAAAUACUGAUAAAAUAUCGUAAUUAUGUUGAAAAGAAGUCUUGGUUGAAUUGUAGAAAGGUUCAGAUCUUUCGAUACAAAGGAUUAUUCUUUAAAGGAUUUCGAAAAUAAAUUAUUAAAAAACCCUCAAUUAAAUUUGCUUUAGAGUAUUAUGAAGCCAUGAAAAAAUUAGAAGAAGUUAAAUUUGAAUCGGAUAUUCAUAAACGAUUCACUACGUUAGUCCACUAUUCAUCAAUUAAUUAAUACACUUUAAAUUCAUUUCUAGAAUUGUUUGUAAUGUUGGAAUAUGAGUAAAAAUAUAUUUUUAUUUUUGAAUAGAUAAAAGAGGGUAUUUGAAUUCCCUUCAAUUAAUGGCACAAUAAAGUAAAAAUAUUAUUAUCUGCAGCCUUUAAAAUCUGAAAUUUACAAAAAUGUAAUUGAUAAAUCAAAAGAUACAUAUAUAUUUGAAUAGUAUUCAACAAAAUUAGAAGAAUAUAUUCUAUAAUACUGCAUUGAUGAGUGGAAUUAAAUUCCAAACAUUUAAUUAAAGAAACAUCUACAUGAUAUUCUUUGGAUUGUCUAAAUUGAAGAUUAAGAAUACCUGAUGUAGUUUUUUUAAGUUCGGCAUGGCUAAAAGUUAACUUUUUAGCAAUUUCAUGAUGAUAACUUAGGGGUAUUUUUAGCUGAGAGCAAGAACUAUAUAAAAUUACUUAAUAUUCUAGAUUAAAUCGAUGACUUUUUCAUAAAAGGAUACUGUAUUUCAUUAUAUUAAGCCAAAGAUUGUAAAAGCCUCUUUUAAGUUUUACAAUUUAGAAAGAGAUACUCACUCAAAUACACUAUUGAGGAACUUCAAUAAUUCCUUUUUGCAAACAUAACUUUGAUGACGAAAAAAUAAAUAUAAAAUGUUUCAAUUUAUAAUUACAUUUUGAUUAAAAACUAAUAUAUGAUCUUAAACUCAAUCUAAGAAAAAAAAAAUUAAGUUUUAUCAUUAGUUUAGAUGGUAAUUGAGAUGAUUCUUCUUAAGCCUAUUGAAAAUUUGUAAGAGGAGAUUGGGUAGUUAGAGCAUCCUCUACGAUAUUUUCUUUUGGAAAUAUUACAAAAUGAAUAAAAUCCUUAACUAAUUUUUGAUUAAAUGGCUAUUUAAAAACAAUUUAUUGAAAUUGAUUUUUAAUUGGCUCCAAAUUCUAAAGAACAUUCUUAUUCAUUAUAUAUGGAAAAUAUGAAGCAUUAAAUUAAUUUUCAUCUAAGAAUGAAAUAAUUUCAAAAAGUGAUACUUUUAAUUCAUGAAGUUGAAACUUUUAUAAAAACAAAUCAUUACAACAUAUCUUCUGAUAUGUUACCACAUUUUAUUAAUUAUUUUUCCAAAAAUUUAAAUAGUUACAUUUUAAAAUCAAAUGAAAUUAAAAGAAUACUAGACAUUUUAUUAAUCUAUUAUUUUAAAAUUUCUGCUUUAUUUGCUUUAAAAAAAGAUUUUUAACCUGAAAUUUCAAAGCUGAUUGAAGGUUUAAAAAAAAGCAGUGCAUAGAUAAGAAUUAUGUUUCGAUAAUUAAGCUUAAAUAUAAAGCUUGAGAAUUUAUCAGAGAUUGAAUAACAUAUCAUUUUAAAGCGAAGAAUCAAACAAAGAAAUGAUGGAUAAUCAUCGAUUAGUUCCUUUGAAAGAUUAAAUUUAAUAAAUACUUUGAGAAAAAAUCAGGAUUAUAUCCUAAUAUUAAUAUAAUAUCAAACGUAAUUGCAAAGGUAUCUAAAUCAAUUCCAAGCUAUAUAGGCUAUUUAAUAAUAUUUCAACAAAAACUUUCUUCUUGCUGCUAUUCAUUACUCAGAUAUUAUAUAAAGUUAAGAACUUCUCAUCUCUCGUGACCCAACUCCAAAUCUUUUGGAUAUUCCUCUUGAUCACAGUCCUGGUUUAAUUAACCUUGAACAAUCAUCCCCAAUUGAUGAUGAUCGGUAUAUAAGCGAUGAUCUUGAUACCAAGAUUGAAGUAUUGACGGAAGGCGAUAAAUUAUAUCUGACCUAACUGAUCUAUUUUAAGUUUUUAUAGAUGAUAAAUUUAUAUGACAGUAAAAAUGAACGUUUUCAGGAUUAUUAUAAAGAAUUUUAAGAAGUAGAGGGUGUAUAUGAAUCAAUUUAUACUUUUUAUUUAAAUCAAUUAAAACUAUUAAAAUAAGAGAAAAGCUCAAAAAAUGAGUAAAAAUAGGAAAUGAAAUGUGAUGUUGGCAAAUACUUAGUCAUUAUGCAAUUAAGAUGGAAUGAUAUUGGAAGAAAAAAGUGGCUCUAACUAAUUUAAACUAAUGAUGAGGAAUUUAUUAAGUUUUAAAUUAUGAUGUUUUCAAACUUAAAAUUUACUUUAGAAAAUAGAUUAAUAAUUUAAAACGAAAUUGAUAACAUUAAUAACAAAAAUGUUGAUAUGUAUUUCUGUAUUUACUAAAUCAGACUUAUUUAAUAAAUGCUUCAUCUUGAUAACCUACAACCUGUUACUCAUACUUUACCCAAACAUUGUUCUUACAAACAAUUUAGGUAAGCUAAAAAGUAAACCUUAAUUGAACUGCUAAAAGAGUUUCAUAUGAGGCUUCAAAUAAAAGAUGAACAUUGGUUUUAUCAUCCAGGUUUAGAGGAGCUCUAAGUAUUUUAUUAUCUAUCAAUAUGUUUUUCAUUUUCUCCCAAGCACAUUGAAAAUUUUCAUACACAAAAUAAUUCAUUAUUUAACAAGGCAAAACUUGGUAUUAAAUAAGUUGAACCGAACCCAAAAUUUUAUUGCUAAGCUUUAAAAUUUGCUUAGAUUAACAAUGAAUGCGUAGAUAAUUUAGUUUUUGAUACCUCUUUGGGUAGAUUUUAAUAAUAUUAGUUGUUUUGUUAGUUUUUAAAUUGUAAUGUUAAAUUUUAUUAAAAGCUUAGAAACUCAUAUGAAUAAAUUUAGGAAAACUUAAAUGACGAUUGUUUUUCUUCGAUCUUAGUACUUGGUUUGUUGCAUUCAUUUCUAUAUAUUCAAUAGUACGAUGUUGUUGAUUUAAUGUACUAGUUGAUAUAAAGGUUGCUUUAAUCUCAGGCAUUUAUUUUUCAUAAAAUUCAUUAAGGAUUUGAAAAAGACUUGAUGAUUGUAGAAUGCAUCUUCAAAGAUACUAGUAAUUAUCUGCCUGCUCCCUCUAAAUAUCUUUUUGAAUAUACAAAUAGCUAUUUAUAUUUUGAGGAUGUUAAAUUUAAUUCUCAGUAUUUAUUGUUUAACCUUAUGAUGAAUUAAGAUUAUUUAUUAAUCUAAGAAAUUAUAAAAGAAAGUAUUUUGUAAUUGAAAAAAUAGCCUUAAUUAAUUCGCAUCAUGCAUUUAUUUGAAUCAUUGUUGGAUGUAGUAAACGCAAUGAUUGGAUAUGAAGAACCAAAAUAAUAAUAUAUGUAAAACUUUCAUUCAAUUGUUAAGCUUUAAAUUAAAUGAUUAUGCUGAAGGUACUUUAAUGCACGCUCUCCUAGCUCAUUUGUAAUGUAAAUAUUACAUGAAUUUAAUUGAUUACGAAAAUGCUUUAAAAUAUUCUGAGAUAAUACUUCAGUAUAUCAACACAUAUAUGAAAUAAGAAAAAACAAUACUGUCUUUGUUUAACAAUUAACUAGUAUAUAUUAUUUAAUCUUAGAUAUAAGAGUACAAGACAAUUUCUUAACUUGAUGAAUUGAAAAUAAAGGAUUACGAGUUUCUUUGUGAUGAAACAAUGGAUUAGGAUUAUAUUCACUUAUUUAAUAAAGAUCUAAUAAAUGAAGCAAUCCUUAAUCAUUUAAGGAUAAUAAUAAAUCUUGAAUAGAAUUUGCCAAACAUUAAUUUUCUAUUCACUCUACAAUUAUAAUUAGAAAACAAAAAUCAUACAAGUUAUUUACAAAUGAUUUAUGCAAUGUAUUUUAACUUUCUUUAGAAUAAUCACAAUUCACAAUCACUGUUAACUGAUCAAUCAAAUUAAAUAGAGAAAAUAAACUAUAGAAUUAAGAAUGAGGAAACAAAAUAACAAGUAUAUUUUUCUUUGAAAAUGAAUCUUUUAUCAGAUAUAACAGCAAUUGAUCAAAAAUUAAAAGUGCUCGAUUUUUAAUUAAGCAUUUUAUAAGGAACAAAAAAUGGACUUAGUUAAAAGUUAAUUAUAACUUGGACUAUUUUGUGUGCUUAGAAUACAAUAGAUUGUUACUCUAAAGUUACAUCAAUAAAUAAUAAGAUUUUACACCCUUAUGUGUCAAUGAUGUAUUUAAUUUUAUGUGAGUCAUACCAAAGAUUAGACCAAAUUUUGAAAGCUUAAACAAUGCUUGAUUUAGCAGAAGUUGGUUUGAAAGGCUGGUUUGAUGCUAAAAAACAUCCUUUGAAAGGAUUAUUUUUUUUUUAUUAAGGAAGCUAGGAUAGAUGGCUUUAUCAUUAAUUAUUAAUAUGUGUCCAAGAAAUUCUUUGUUUAAGAGAGUUUGAUAAAUUUGAAAUUGUGUUAAUAGUUUAAGGUUUAAUUUCUAAGGAGAAAUAACUUCUAAAGGCUUUUGACUAUUAUCAUUCUAACUUAUUAAAAAAUAUUACUGCUUCUUUGGCAAACUAUGUUUUCUCAUAGAUUGGUAAACAUCAAAAAUAACAGAUUGAAAAAAAGUUCAAACUUGAAGAUGCAUAAUCCAUUUUUGAUGAUCUAGUUGAAUCGAGUUCCAUUAAAUCAUUAAAUGGUGUUACGCACUAUUUAGAUGUAAUUUAUCUCUUUAACUAAGGCACUGGCAAUAUUUAAUGCAUUUGAAACAGAGCACAAAUGUAUUGAUAUUAUAAGAAGAGCAAUAAUGGAAGAUUAAUGA
This is a messenger RNA of Paramecium octaurelia, 8992 nucleotides long. NCBI's taxonomy places the organism in Eukaryota, Ciliophora, Oligohymenophorea, Peniculida, Parameciidae. The record is from the annotation of a GenBank genome assembly.